ACUACGCAAGCAUUCGCCAAAAAUAGUUGUCUUGCUGUGUUCUACAACACACUUAAAGAUUUCGAUCAAGCAUGCGCCAGCAACGCCGCACCCAUUCACAGGACAGCAUUGACGAGCUGCCAAGGGAAUGGAUCGUGCUGAAUCCCGUGGCAGCGGCACGACACACUUUGGCAAAUUGGCGUCUUUUCGGGUCCAUUAAUGACGAGAGCGUGCAGCGCGUGCUAAAUUACCUCGACGGUCGGUCCCUCGCCGCUGCCAGCCAAGUGUGCAAGCACUUGCGGUGGAUGGCAAGUGACGACGCAAUGUGGCUUCAAGCGUGUCGCGCGGAGUGGGGUGUGUGCCCUCACCAUCUCUCCAAGACACAGGACCCUCUCGGUGGCAAGGAAUUAUACUUUUUUGCAACCCAGUCCAUGCGCGCGCUGACACUGCACAUGCUCCAGGAGCAAUGCCUGCUUUCCCUUCAAACCACACUUCAACGUCCCGUCGCCCACGCAAGAGUGGCCCCAAUGCCGCACAAUGCCUAAUUCGUUGUCGUGAAUACGAUAUGCAUCUCGUUAACACCACUCGAGAGUCGAAGCCAAGGUCGUUUGUCCCUCCAAGCUGAAAUACCAUUCUCGUACACUCCGAGUAGUAGAUACUACAGUACAUAGAGUAGUACUUCUAGUAGUGCAUUCAAAGACAUGGCUCAUUCCAGAAAGAGAGCAUAUCUUGC
Molecule: messenger RNA, 712 nt
Organism: Aphanomyces invadans
Lineage: Eukaryota; Oomycota; Saprolegniomycetes; Saprolegniales; Verrucalvaceae
Exons: 2
Coding region: 72-524 (150 amino acids)
Molecular function (GO): protein binding
Source: RefSeq, a predicted model, not a curated record